Molecule: messenger RNA, 2983 nt
Organism: Oncorhynchus keta (chum salmon)
Lineage: Eukaryota; Metazoa; Chordata; Actinopteri; Salmoniformes; Salmonidae
Product: myosin-IIIb-like
Exons: 24
Coding region: 74-2656 (860 amino acids)
Cellular component (GO): myosin complex
Molecular function (GO): ATP binding; protein binding; cytoskeletal motor activity
Source: RefSeq, a predicted model, not a curated record
UCUGAAUGGGCGGUAUGGCUCGGAGGACAUAGUAAGGAAAUGGGGGGAGAAGUACAGUGAGGUGUGUAACGCCAUGGACAUGGUGGGAUUUGAGGAACAGGAGAAGGUAGACAUGAUGACCAUUCUAGCAGGGAUCCUUUCUCUGGGAAACAUCAUGUUUGAGCCCACAGAGACCGACGCUCUCAGGGUCACCGACAAGUCCAUGGGCUGGCUCAAAGCCACAGCUGGUCAGUUUGGGGUGCAGGAGGAGGAGUUGCUGAGGAGUCUGACCUGUACUCUGUCUGUGAUGAGAGGAGAGGCCAUCCGCAGGCUGCACAACCAGCAGCAGGCUGAGGAUGCCAGGGACUCCAUCGCCAAAGUGGCUUACGGGAGAGUAUUCGGCUGGAUCGUCAGUAAAGUUAACGAACUGCUGGCUCCCAACGUUGACUUUGACGUUGAGCUCAGUGAAAUAGGUAUCCUCGACAUCUUCGGGUUUGAGAAUUUUGCUGUUAACCGUUUUGAGCAGCUCUGCAUCAACCUGGCCAAUGAACAGCUGCAGUACUUCUUUAACCAUCACAUCUUUCUGAUGGAGCAGAAUGAAUACAAGGAGGAGGGCAUCGAGUGGGAAUCCAUUUCCUUCAAAGACAACAAGCCUAUCCUGGACCUGUUCCUCACUAAACCCAUUGGAAUCCUUUCUCUCCUGGAUGAGCAGAGUGCCUUUCCCCAGGCGUCAGACAGAGACUUUGUGGACAAGUUGAACAGUAAAUUUAAAAGCAGCCCCCACUAUGAAGUGGUCCGGAGUCACAGCCCCCUCUUCACUGUGGUUCACUAUGCUGGGAAGGUCCAGUAUAAUGGACUAGGCUUUCUAGAGAAGAACAGAGACACCAUCCCAGCCAGCAUCAGAAGCCUCUUCAUUAACAGUGUCACGCCCCUACUCAGUCUCCUCUUCGCAGCCACAAUCUCCAGAACAGGCACCUUGAUGCCACGCAAAGCCAAGCUCAUGCAAAAGGCAGAUGACAACUUUAACUCAACUAGGAAACAGUCGGUCGGGGCCCAGUUUAAGCACUCUCUUGCUGUGCUGAUGGAGAAGAUGUUUGUUGCCAGUCCUCACUUUGUCCGCUGCAUCAAACCUAACGGCAGCAAGCUUCCUGAUCAGGUGGACAACAAAAUAGUCAUGGACCAGCUAAGGUACAACGGCCUGCUAGAAACCAUCAGGAUACGAAGAGAUGGCUUCUCCUGGCGACCAUCGUUCAAAGAAUUUGCUCAGAGGUUCAACAUUCUGCUGAUCAAGCCAGAUUUACCACUAACCAAGGAAAGCUGCAUGUCCAUCCUCAACACUACUGAGAUACAUGGCUGGAAGUGUGGCUCGUCUCGUAUGUUCUUUAAGUAUUGGCACCAGGAGGAGUUGGCCAGGCUGUUAGAGAGACUUGGCAAGGCAGCACUUGUCAUCCAGAAAGACUACCGUUCACUGCGCUGCAGGAGGAAGUACCUGUCCUUGCUGGUGGAAGUGCACAGACAGAGGCAGGCCCAGAGAGAGAGGGCAGAGAGAGAAGCCAGGGAGGAGGAGGAGGAGAAGAGGAGGGAGCGGGAGCUGGAGGAGGAGAUGAGGAGGCGACUGGACAUGGAGCAGGAGAACAAGAGGCCAUUCUCUCCACCUGUGCCCCUACCCAGGAAAAAGAAGCCACAGCCCCAGCCUCGCUCUACCCUGCCCACUGCCACCCACCUGGCUCCUGUCCCACGGCCCCGCAGCAAACAGUUUGAGGCCACUCCCUUUGACAACCUGGAGGUGCAUAUUGAACUGGCUGAGCUGGUGGGCCAGGUAGGGGGAGAGGAGCGAGCUAGGGAGAGGAGCAAGAAGAGGAAGAACACCAUCCGCUGGUUCAAGGAGACGCAGGCCCGCAAGGUGGUCCACAAUGGAGCCUUCCCCUGCUGGUUCCAUGGCAUGAUUACACGCAGACAAGCAGAGGAUUUGAUGACGGACAAGCCUGUGGGCUGUUUUCUGAUUCGUGUGGGACAGAGCCGGGAGGGCUACACACUAACAUAUAAGGGGGCGAACCGGUGCAGGCACUUUAUGAUUGAGAUGCAGUCCAACGGGAAGUAUGUGAUCCUGGGGGAGGAUAAAGCCCACCCCUCCCUGCCUGAUCUGGUGCAACACCACAGCCAGGUGGGCAUCAAGCCCUUCAACGAGCUGCUCAGCACGCCCUGUGGACAGACAUGUGACCAGAACACAGACUACGAGGACUUGAAGGGCCUGGACCUCCUGGCUACAGCCAACCACGGGAGCCCCAAGUCUGGGGAGGAGGGUGAGUCAACCCCCGACUCUGUCCACCUGGAGCUCCAGCGGCUCUUCCUGCCCCCGGGGCAGGGCCCCAGCCUGGAGUCCCAGAGACCACCUGUCCUCAGGCGGAUAUCUGACCGAAGACACCGGGCCGUGGCUGGAGGAGGGGAGGCCCGUGGAGGGAGUAGAGGGGAGAGAGGAGAGGGGGAAGAAGAGGAGGACGAGACUGACCACAAGAGCAGGUCGUUCCCCCGGUUGUAUCCUUCCAUCCGAUUGGCUAUGAGGGAGAUCCAACAGCAUUUUCCAGAUGGCCAGGAUCAGAGCCCUCUAUCUCUCACAGUACCACCAACCCCUCCUGGAGGAGGACCGAUUCAUAACCCAUGGGAUGGAGGGAGUUAAUGCUAUUUGUUGUUUUUCCCCAACUGAAUGAGUUAACUGGACCAUAUUCUGUCUAAGCUUUAUCCAUGAACAAAUUAUAAGGAGAUACAUCCUUGUUUACUAGUAUUUUAUUUUGUAACGAUUUAAAUUGAUGUGUGUUAAGGGGUUUUAUGUUUCUGAUUGUAUUGUUUGUUUAUUUAAAUGUAAAUUAUGCAGUGGGAAUGUUUACAUUCUGUGAUUUACUGAAUAUUUUUAUUUGUUUACAUUUUAGAUAUCUGGUUGUCCUCAAGUUUGUUUUUUCCCCCCAUCAUAAUAAAAUCUGCAUGAAAAUGCUUCGGUGUUAACACA